This is a messenger RNA of Heteronotia binoei (common prickly gecko), 5256 nucleotides long. It is a transcript of the gene AMPH, whose product is annotated as amphiphysin. Gene Ontology annotation, biological process: synaptic vesicle endocytosis. The coding region runs from base 51 to 3803 and encodes 1250 amino acids. Gene Ontology annotation, molecular function: protein binding; phospholipid binding. Gene Ontology annotation, cellular component: plasma membrane; cytoplasm; synaptic vesicle. The transcript has 22 exons. NCBI's taxonomy places the organism in Eukaryota, Metazoa, Chordata, Lepidosauria, Squamata, Gekkonidae. The record is from RefSeq and is a predicted model, not a curated record.
CUUUGCCGCCGAGCUCGGGUCGCAUCGCCUUUGGGGCCGCCGCCGCCGCCAUGGCCGACAUGAAAACGGGCAUUUUCGCCAAGAACGUCCAGAAGCGGCUGAGCCGGGCGCAGGAGAAGGUGCUUCAGAAGCUAGGAAAAGCUGAUGAAACUAAAGAUGAACAGUUUGAAGAAUAUGUUCAAAACUUCAAGAGGCAAGAGGCGGAAGGUUCUAGGCUCCAGAAAGAACUCCGGGGAUAUUUAGCUGCUAUCAAAGGCAUGCAAGAUGCUUCCAAGAAGCUCACAGAGUCCCUGCACGAAGUCUAUGAGCCUGACUGGUAUGGCCGAGAAGACGUGAAGGUGGUCGGAGAGAAGUGUGAUGUACUGUGGGAAGAUUUCCAUCAAAAGCUGGUGGACGGAUCAUUGCUGACCUUGGAUACAUAUCUGGGACAGUUUCCUGAUAUUAAGAAUCGCAUUGCAAAACGGAGUAGAAAACUGGUUGACUACGACAGUGCCAGACAUCACUUGGAGGCUUUGCAGAGUUCAAAGAGAAAAGAUGAAGGCAGAAUUUCUAAGGCAGAAGAAGAGUUUCAGAAAGCGCAGAAAGUAUUUGAAGAUUUUAAUACUGAUUUACAAGAAGAGCUACCAUCUUUAUGGUCAAGACGAGUCGGCUUUUAUGUGACCACAUUCAAAAAUAUCUCCAGCCUCGAAGCCAAAUUUCACAAAGAAAUCACUUUGCUAUGCCACAAACUUUAUGAGGUGAUGACCAAGCUGGGAGAACAGCAUGCUGACAAGGCCUUCACCAUCCUAGGAGCGCCCAGUGACUCAGGCCCACUCCGAAUUGCAAAAACUCCAUCUCCACCCGAAGAGGCCUCACCUCCGCUUAGUCCUGAAGCCAGUCCUAACCAUACGUUGGCACCAGCUUCUCCUGCACCAGCACGGCCUAAAUCUCCCUCACAGCUGAGGAAAGGACCUCCCGUCCCACCGCUGCCUAAACUCACACCAACUAAAGAGCUACAACAGGAGAAUAUUAUCAGCUUAUUCGAUGACAACUUUGUUCCAGAAAUAAAUGUGACAACUCCUUCGCAGAAUGAAGUUCCUGAAACAAAGAAAGAAGAGUCUUUGUUAGAUCUGGACUUCGAUCCAUUCAAGCCCAGUGCUGCGGCUACUGUGACAGCCCCUUCGCCAAUGUCUCAGACGCUACCCUGGGAUCUGUGGACGCCUGAUUCGUCAAAAAGUCUUUCCCUGUUUAACGUGGUCAUGGAGAAAAACCCAACAGAAGACAUUAACAAAUCCCAAACUGAUUUAGGUUCGGUCCAUUGGGGCCUGGGUGGUAGUGCAGCCAGUGAGAGCCAGGAAAGAGCAUCAGAUGACCCUUUCCCUUUCCCUGAGGCAGAGGAAAUUUCAACAGAAUCAUCUGUUGGUGAGCAAGAAAAUGGUGCAUCUUGGAUGACCUCCACAGAUGAAAGCCAAACCCCUAUCCCGGACACUUACUUGGACACAGUCUACGUUGUAGAAAGCAGCACCGAUCUGGUUGAGGCGGACCCAUCUUUAGAGACUGGACCUUUGGCACAGUAUCCUGCAGUGGGAACAGAUAGCUUUUUGGAUGGAGCCCCAUCUAGUGUGGAAAAGGCAGAAGAUGAAAAAAGGACAACAGAAGAGUCUUUGUGGGCAAGUGUGGAACCCUAUGAAAAGGUAGAAACCAGAGCUGUUAACCUCAAGGAAGUAGACCACGCAGAGGAGUUUGAAGAGAGAGAUUGUAACAGUAAAGAAAACAGUGAAACAGAGCAUCUCGAGGCCUUAGCCUUAAAUAACACUGAGUUAGACAUUUUAAGGGGUUCAGAAUGUAGUGAUGGACAGCUAGAGAUAACUACUGGCUGUCACCUUCAAGAAUUCAACUUAAAAGUUAAUGGGGAAGCUGUGGCUCAAGAGACAGGUGAAAAUGAUGCAAAGGAUAUAGUGGACACAGGUUUGGGACAUGAGAUCAGUGAUUGUACAAAUGUAGAAUUCAAUAAGUUGGAACAUGGGAAUGGCUUAGGCUCCUGGAAUCCAAAUCAUGGAACAGAAUUUGUGGAUGACCUACCCUGUUCUGGGGAUAUGGCCACAAAAAGCACACAAGAAAGAGAAAUGGGAAGUCUUACAGGAUUAGCUGACUUAAAUGUCAGAGACAAAACAGCUGCUGAGGUUGGAGAACCUGUGUGUGGUGAUGAGUUAUGCGGGGCAGGAAAACGUGGUAAAGAAACUGAAGACUGUAACUGCGGCAUCUCUCAAAACAAUGUUGUUGACGAAUGUCAAGCUACCUUCAUAUCCUUUGAAAACAAUCUGGUUUUGUGCCCUGAGUCUGCUAACACAGCCAACCUCAGUCAUUCUUGCCUAGGUAAUGUGGAAGAUAAGUUUGUAGACAGAGAAGCAUUUUCAAUGGCCGAAGAACUUAUUAGCAUUAGUGCCCUCGGAUCAGUGGAAACAGACCCCUGGCAAGCUAACUGGGAUCCAACAGUCAAUAGUGAUUCUUGCAGGGUUUCCAGGAGGACAAAUGGAUGUGAUAAUUGGCCCUUCCCACCAGAACGAGACUCUAUGGAUGAAAACAUGGAGAGUCCUUGGCCAGGUUUUAAUGAUACAUGGUCUUCACAAGAUUUGGGAGGCUUAGGUCACUGUUGGGGAGUUAUGGGUUUAAGAUCAAGUCACCAAAAUGAGGAGGAGGCACCUUUAAAACCAGGAUCAUCUGGGGAACAGGCACAUAUUAGCAGCUGUGGAACACACAAGGAGAUAGGUAGGCCGUUGGCUCUGUUCCAGAUGGGCACUUCCAGAAAUGCUAGCACCGAGAGCUCAACUAGCCCCAAAGACAAUGAGACCAACAGUUCAGAUUUAUCUGAAGAUGAAAUUGCUAACCGGAGAUAUGGAUUGUUGUACCAAGAAAUUGAGGCUGAUAAAGAAGAGGCAUCCAGUGCUUUCAAUGGAUUCACACAGGAUACAUCCCUGUUCUCAAUGCAAUCAAAUCAGAAUGUGAUGAAUAACUUGGCUGAGGCAGAAGAGGCUCCCUCUUUAGAAGUCCAGGCUGAGGAAGUCCUCAGUGCCCCUGAUGUGGCUGUCCCUGCUCCUGAGCCAGAGCCUCAGCCUGUUGAGGCUGGUGAGCCACCCGCUGAAGCUGUGGAUGCUGUAGAGGCAGGGAUUCAGGAGACAACGGAAUAUGCUGAGAAAGAAUGUGAGUUACAGAUGGACUCUGUUGUGGAAAGCCCAGCUGCACCCGAGAGUGUCUGUAUCGCUCCCGUAACUGAAAGCGAUGAAGUUGUUGUUGCCACUGAAACAGAAGAAGUUGGUGGCAGUGACAAACCUCACACUGAAGGGAAAGAAACAGAAGCAUUGCAGGAAAAUCUCAGCAACAUUCCUUCAGUGAUAAUAGAGCCAGCAUCCAACAACGAAGAAGAUCAUGAUGUUGUAGUGAACGAAUCAAAAGAUACUGUGGAAGAUGUUGGUACUCAGGGCACAGAGGGCAUGGCUGGCGAACCUCCUGAGGCUGGUAGUGAGCCGACAACCAUCAAGGAUGUCCCACCAGCAACAUCUGAGGAACAGGCUGUGGCAGCAGAUGCCUGCGUGCCACCUGGCUUCCUCUACAAGGUUGAAGUGCUACAUGAUUUUGAGGCAGCUAAUAAUGACGAGCUAAACUUGGUGCGUGGAGAUGUUGUAUUCGUAAUCCCGUCAGCAGCGGCAGCUGAUCAGGAGGCUGGCUGGUUAACAGGCAUUAAGGAAUCCGAAUGGCUUAAGUACAAAGACGCAGCUACUUGCAAGGGACUCUUUCCCGAGAAUUUCACCCGCCAAUUGGAAUAGUUCUGAGCUCAGGCAUGAAGAGCCACUGUAAGAAGCUCGGUGCCCCUGCAUUUUCAACCUUUCCAAUACGCAGGCGCCCAACUUUAUAGUUGAGCCAUCCCGGUUUACAGACUGGUGCCAGACCCAAAAUGAAGCAAGACAAAAAAAACACCCCAGCAGCCCUGGAUGACGCAUAUCAAAUGAGCAUGAUUGCAAGACGUUCAAAGCUCGCAUAUUCUGAAGCAGUAUGUGGAAAAAAAAAUGUCCUUCUUUGUUCACAUAUACGUGGCGACAGGUUUGUUUGUACUUUUGUCCGAGCUAUGGUGAUCCUGUAACUUGAUCCUUUCCCCAUGCAAAUCUGAGUAGCCUCCUCAAUACCGGAACCUUAACUUUCUCUGCACUAAGUGUAUCGUAUCGUUGCUGCACUGCAGAAGACUUGACUAGUAACCCUGUAGUAAUGAGGUCCAUCUAUUCCAAUUUUCAGUGUCUGGGAAAAAGAGAAAUCCGCCACAAAGUUUUUCAGUGUUCUUUUCAAACAUACAUAAAUUUAUAUAUAGCUAUAUAUAUAUGUAUAUACACACACAUGCACGCAGAUGUAUUGUAUGUGUAUAUAGAGCAGUGCAUGAAGAUCAUCGGUAGCCUAUCAGCGGCGUUAUCUGCCACAAACAGCACGAGGCUUCAGGAGUGGUAGCGAACCUGGAAAGGAGCAGGAAGACCCACAAGCCUGGGGCUGGCUGCAAUGUACAACCAGGCCUAGACUCCUGACUACUUAGCAGACAAGAGGGGGAAGCCCAGCUAGGGAAUAACAAAGCUGUCGGUUUGUAUGGUAGGGCUUGACAGAGUGGUGUACUCUGGACUGCCCAGCCAUAGACUACCACCGAUCUGUAUGCAUUUACACAUAUCGUUCCCCUCCAUUGUAGUUCCUUGACGUAGUAUCGCUCAUACUGGCAUUUUGUUCUUAUUGUCUGGCAUUACAGUAGAGAAUUCCUUCCCGAAUGGGAAACCAGCUGCUCCAUUGCCAAAAAACAUUAGACGAUAUCUGCCUUUGUGAUGCAAAAUUAAUCAUUCCAAGAGGACAACCAAGUUCUCAGAGCUCGCAUUCAAAGCUGCUGUUGAAAACAAGCAAGCAAACACCGGGGAAGGCAUGGCUCGGUCACCUCUGUGUAAUACCAACUGCUACAGCUAAGAUAAGAUACCUUCAGAGGAAGGGGGAGGGUUGUGAUGCUAAUUUUAUUUUAUUUUGAAAAUUGGCUGGAUGAAUACAUGUGAUUCUAGUCGGGGGGGGGGGGAGAUGAACAGACACACUAUAUUUUCCACUAUAUGUAUUUAUGCAGCGCACCUUUUAAAGAUCCCUUGAAAGUAAAACAAAACAAAAAAAGAUGUAUCCUGUAUCAAAAAGUCAUCUGUAACUCAUGUUUUUUCAGUGUUGUGUCAUUCAAAAUAAAACCUUUGAUCAGCUCCACAAGAAGCUCAA